Leptonychotes weddellii (Weddell seal) is the source of this 6969-nucleotide messenger RNA. The record is from RefSeq and is a predicted model, not a curated record. Lineage: Eukaryota; Metazoa; Chordata; Mammalia; Carnivora; Phocidae.
GAGGCUGGAGCAAUCACGGGGGCCUUUAGGCAGAGACAGCCCUUCCUCACCUGUUCCAGAAGGAUGUCAGGGCAGCUGAUAGGCCAGGCUGCGCCGUACGUGUAUCUGGGACUUGAUGGAAGAAUAAAGCCCUCGGUAAAAAUAACCACUGGCAUGCUUGGCCGCUACAGUGGGGCGUGAGGGGGGAAGGUCGCCUCAUGGCCACUCGGCUGGUAUCGCUGUCCAUUACACCUGUGGUGAGGCCUCAGGCACAGGGAGUCCCCGGGCUGACGGCCCAGGCUGUGACCGCCACUGUCCCUGUGCCCUAGGAGAAGGAGAGGAAUGCACGGAGGAAGAAGAAGAAAGCCCCAGCUGCCGCCAGUGAGGAGGCUGCCUUCCCGCCUGUGGUGGAGGACGAGGAGAUGGAAGCAUCGGGUGCAAGCGGGAAUGAGGAGGAGAUGGCGGAGGAGGCAGAAGCCUUACACACCUCUGGGAACGAGGUGCCCAGAGGGGAAUGCAGUGGCCCAGCCACGGUCAACAACAGUUCUGACACCGAGAGCAUCCCCUCGCCCCGCACCGAGGCCGCCAAGGACACGGGGCAGAACGGGCCCAAGCCCCCACCUGGCCCCGGCAGCGACGUGCCACCUGCCGAGCCACCCACCCCACCACCAGAGGACGCUCUGGCCCCCACCGAGCCCACCCCAGCCCCCGAAGCCACCGGCCCGCCCACGCCCCCGCCAGCACCCGCGUCGCCCACCGCACCCCCUCCUGUGGUCCCCAAGGAGGAGAAGGAGGAGGAGGAUGCGGCAGCCCCCCUGGCGGUGGCGGAGGAGGAGCAGAAGCCCCCCGUGGCCCGAGAGCUGGCUGUGGACGUGGGCAAGACGGAAGAGCCUGGUGAGGCGCCCCCCGCGGAGCCCAUCAAGAGCGAAUGCAAACAGGAGGCCGCGGAGGAGGGGCCCGACAAGGGCAAGGGGGGCUCUGAGGCCAGCGCCGAGGCCGUGCCCGAGGGGGCCCUCAAGGUGGAGAAGAAAGAGGGCGGUGGCCCCGGGGGCAAAGCUCCCACAGCCAAGGGCGCGGGAGCCCCCCAGGACAGCGACUCCAGUGCCACCUGCAGUGCAGACGAGGUGGACGAGCCCGAGGGGGGUGACAAGAACAGGCUGCUGUCACCACGGCCCAGCCUCCUCACCCCGACCAGUGACACCAGGGCCAACGUCUCACCCCAGAAGCCGCUGGACCUGAAGCAGCUGAAGCAGCGGGCAGCCGCCAUACCCCCAAUCCAGGUCAGCAAAGUCCAUGAGCCCCCCCGGGAGGACACAGCUCCGCCCGCCCCCCCGCCACCGCAGCCCCUGCAGCCAGAGAACGACACCCCCCAGCAGCCCAGCAGCAGCCCUCGAGGCAAAAGCAGGAGCCCCGUGCCUCCUGCUGACAAGGAGGCAGAGAAGCCUGUGUUCUUCCCAGCCUUUGCACCCGACGGCCAGAAGCUGCCCACAGAGCCCCCGUGCUGGACAUCAGGCCUGCCCUUCCCUGUGCCGCCUCGUGAGGUGAUCAAGGCCUCCCCGCAUGCCCCUGACCCCUCGGCCUUCUCCUACGCCCCACCUGGUCACCCACUGCCUCUGGGCCUCCACGACAGUGUCCGGCCUGUGCUACCACGCCCACCCACCAUCUCCAACCCGCCGCCCCUCAUCUCCUCCACUAAGCACCCCAGCGUCCUCGAGAGGCAAAUGAGUGCUAUCUCCCAGGGCAUGUCGGUGCAGCUCCACGUCCCAUACUCCGAGCACGCCAAGGCCCCUGUGGGCCCUAUCACCAUGGGGCUGCCCCUCGCCAUGGACCCCAAGAAGCUGGCACCCUUCAGCGGAGUGAAGCAGGAGCAGCUGUCCCCACGGGGCCAGGCUGGGCCACCGGAGAGCCUGGGAGUGCCCACAGCCCAGGAGACAUCCGUGCUGAGAGGGACAUCCCUGGGCUCGGUUCCAGGAGGAAGCAUCACCAAGGGCAUCCCCAGCACGCGGGUGCCUUCCGAGAGCCCCAUCACCUACCGCGGCUCCAUCACCCACGGCACUCCGGCCGACGUCCUCUACAAAGGCACCAUCACCAGGAUCAUCGGUGAGGACAGCCCCAGUCGCCUGGACCGCAGCCGGGAGGACAGCCUGCCCAAGGGCCACGUCAUCUACGAGGGCAAGAAGGGCCACGUCCUGUCCUACGAGGGUGGCAUGUCGGUGUCCCAGUGCUCCAAGGAGGACGGCAGGAGCAGCUCUGGACCUCCGCACGAGACGGCUGCCCCCAAGCGCACCUAUGACAUGAUGGAGGGCCGCGUGAGCAGGGCCAUCUCCUCGGCCAGCAUUGAAGGUCUCAUGGGCCGCGCCAUCCCGCCGGAGCGACACAGCCCCCACCAUCUGAAAGAGCAGCACCAUAUCCGAGGCUCCAUCACACAAGGGAUUCCGCGGUCCUACGUGGAGGCCCAGGAAGACUACCUCCGCCGGGAGGCCAAGCUCCUGAAACGCGAGGGCACGCCCCCGCCGCCCCCGCCGCCCCCGCGGGACCUGGCCGAGGCCUACAAGGCCCGACCCCUGGAGGCCCUGGGGCCCCUGAAGCUGAAGCCGGCCCAUGAGGGGCUGGUGGCCACGGUGAAGGAGGCCGGCCGCUCCAUCCACGAGAUUCCGCGAGAGGAGUUGCGACGCACACCUGAGCUGCCCCUGGCCCCGCGGCCGCUCAAGGAGGGCUCCAUCACGCAGGGCACCCCGCUCAAGUAUGACACUGGCACGUCCUCUGCCGGCUCCAAAAAGCAUGACGUGCGCUCCAUCAUCGGCAGCCCCGGCCGCACGUUCCCGCCCGUGCACCCGCUGGACGUGAUGGCCGACGCCCGGGCGCUGGAGCGCGCCUGCUACGAGGAGAGCCUGAAGAGCCGGCCGGGGGCAGCCGGCAGCUCUGGGGGCUCCAUCACCCGGGGGGCCCCGGUCAUCGUGCCCGAGCUGGGCAAGCCGCGCCAGAGCCCCCUGACCUACGAGGAGCACGGGGCGCCCUUCGCCGGCCACCUCCCACGCGGCUCGCCGGUGACCACGCGGGAACCCACCCCGCGCCUGCAGGAGGGCAGCCUCUCGUCUAGCAAGUCAUCCCAGGAUCGAAAGCUGACGUCGACGCCCCGUGAGAUUGCCAAGUCCCCUCACAGCGCCAUGCCUGAGCACCACCCCCACCCCAUCUCGCCCUACGAGCACCUGCUUCGGGGCGUGAGUGGUGUGGACCUGUACCGUGGCCACAUCCCACUGGCCUUCGAUCCCGCCUCCAUACCCCGCGGAAUCCCUCUUGAUGCAGCCGCUGCCUAUUACUUGCCCCGACACCUGGCCCCCAACCCCACCUACCCCCACCUGUACCCACCGUACCUCAUCCGCGGCUACCCUGACACAGCAGCGCUGGAGAACCGACAGACAAUCAUCAACGAUUACAUCACCUCGCAGCAGAUGCACCACAACGCGGCCACCGCCAUGGCCCAGCGAGCUGACAUGCUGAGGGGCCUGUCGCCCCGCGAGUCCUCACUGGCACUCAACUACGCCACCGGCCCUCGAGGCAUCAUCGACCUGUCCCAAGUGCCACACCUCCCCGUGCUGGUGCCCCCAACACCAGGCACGCCCGCCACCGCCAUGGACCGCCUCGCCUACCUCCCCACAGCACCCCAGCACUUCAGCAGCCGGCUCAGCAGCUCCCCGCUCUCCCCAGGGGGCCCCACUCACUUGACAAAACCCUCCGCCACCUCCGCGUCCGAGAGGGAGCGGGAGCGGGACCGAGACCGGGAGCGCGAGAAGUCCAUCCUCACGUCCACCGCCACGGUGGAGCACGCGCCCAUCUGGAGACCCGGUACAGAGCAGAGCAGUGGCGGCGGCGGAGGUGGGGGCGGGGGCGGCAGCAGCAGCCGCCCCGCCUCCCACUCCCACUCCCACCAGCACUCGCCCAUCUCACCCCGGAGCCAGGACGCCAUCCAGCAGAGACCUAGCGUGCUGCACAAUACGGGCAUGAAGGGCAUCAUCACCUCCGUGGAGCCCAGCACACCCACGGUCCUGAGGUCCACCUCCACCUCCUCGCCUGUCCGCCCGGCCGCCACAUUCCCACCCACCACCCACUGUCCACUGGGCGGCACCCUCGACGGGGUCUACCCCACCCUCAUGGAGCCCGUCUUGCUGCCCAAGGAGGCCCCAAGGGUCGCCCGGCCUGAGCGGCCCCGUGCAGACGCUGGCCACGCCUUCCUUGCCAAGCCCCCGGCCCGCACGGGGCUGGAGCCCGCCUCCUCCCCCAGCAAGGGCUCCGAGCCGCGGCCCCUGGCGCCCCCCGGCUCCAGCCACACGGCCAUCGCCCGCACCCCAGCAAAGAGCCUCGCACCCCACCACACCAGCCCGGACCAGCCUGCGCCCGCCUCGGCCGCGGACCUGCACCGGGAAAAGACUCAAAGUAAACCCUUUUCCAUCCAGGAACUGGAGCUCCGUUCUCUGGGUAAGACCACCCUGACAGCGGCCACCUUCAUAGACGCGAUAAUCAUGCGUCAAAUUGCUCACGAUAAAGGGCCGCGAGAAGGAGGUUCGCUGGCCAACGACUCCCCUCCCGAUGGUUAUCACGGCGGCAGCUACAGCCCCGACGGGGUGGAGCCCGUCAGCCCUGUGAGCUCGCCCAGCCUGACCCACGACAAGGGGCUCCCCAAACACCUCGAGGAGCUGGACAAGAGCCACCUGGAGGGGGACCUGCGGCACAAGCAGCCAGGCCCCGGCAAGCUGGGCGGAGAGGCUGCCCACCUCCCACACCUGCGGCCGCUGCCCGAGAGCCAGUCCUCGUCCAGCCCGUUGCUCCAGACCACCCCAGGGGUCAAAGGUCACCAGAGGGUGGUCACCCUGGCACAGCACAUCAGUGAGGUCAUCACGCAGGAUUACACUCGCCACCACCCACAGCAGCUCAGCGCGCCCCUCCCUGCCCCCCUCUACUCCUUCCCUGGAGCCAGCUGCCCCGUCCUGGACCUCCGCCGCCCACCCAGCGACCUCUACCUCCCGCCCCCGGACCACGGCGCCCCGGCUCGUGGCUCACCCCACAGUGAAGGGGGCAAGAGGUCUCCAGAGCCAAGCAAGACGUCAGCCCUGGGCAGCAGUGAGGAUGCUAUCGAACCCGUGUCCCCACCGGAGGGCAUGGCAGAGCCUGGGCAUCCCCGAAGUGCCAUGUACCCGCUGCUGUACCGGGACGGGGAGCAGGUGGAGCCCAGCAGGAUGGGCUCUAAGUCUCCAGGCAACACCAGUCAGCCACCGGCCUUCUUCAGCAAACUGACCGAGAGCAACUCCGCCAUGGUCAAAUCCAAGAAACAGGAGAUCAACAAAAAGCUGAACACCCACAACCGGAACGAGCCAGAGUACAAUAUCGGCCAGCCCGGGACGGAGAUCUUCAACAUGCCCGCCAUCACCGGAGCAGGCCUCAUGACCUGCAGAAGCCAGGCGGUGCAGGAGCAUGCCAGCACCAACAUGGGGCUGGAGGCCAUUAUUAGAAAGGCGCUCAUGGGUAAAUAUGAUCAGUGGGAGGAGCCCCCGCUCAGCGCCAAUGCUUUUAACCCUCUGAAUGCCAGUGCCAGCCUGCCCGCUGCUAUACCCAUAACCGCUGCUGACGGACGGAGCGAACACGCACUCACCUCGCCAGGUGGUGGCGGGAAGGCCAAAGUCUCUGGCAGACCGAGCAGCCGAAAAGCCAAGUCCCCGGCCCCAGGCCUGGCGUCUGGGGACCGGCCACCCUCGGUCUCCUCAGUGCACUCGGAGGGGGACUGUAACCGCCGGACCCCACUCACCAACCGCGUGUGGGAGGACCGGCCUUCGUCCGCAGGUUCCACGCCAUUUCCCUACAACCCCCUGAUCAUGCGGCUGCAGGCGGGUGUCAUGGCCUCCCCACCCCCACCUGGCCUCCCCGCGGGCAGCGGGCCCCUUGCCGGCCCCCACCAUGCCUGGGACGAGGAGCCCAAGCCACUGCUGUGCUCGCAGUAUGAGACGCUCUCCGACAGCGAGUGACUGUCAGAACGGGGUGGGGGGCGGCGCCGGGGCCCAGCGAGUGGCCAGAGCAGCCGGGCAAGGAGCGGGGCAGCCGCUGACUCCCCCCACUGAGGAAGGAGCCCCUGAGUCUGCCUGCGCACCCGUCAGUCCGUCCGUCCAGAGCCGGCAUCCUUGCCUGUCUAAAGCCUUAACUACGACUCCCGCCCCGGGCUGGUCCUGUGCAGUGACCUUACUCAGGGGAUGUUUACCUGGUGCUCGGGAGGGGAGGGGCCGGGGAGGGGGCGCGGCAGCGUGUGGUGGCCACACGCUCGUAGCCGGGGCGGCCAGGGACCCAAAGCAGGAUGACCACGCACCUCCCACGCCACUGCCUCCCCCCUUAACACAUUUGGAACCAAAGUCUAAACUGAGCUAGCAGCCCCCGCACCCUCCCUCCGUCCCCAUUCCGCUUCUCGCUCUGGACAGACGGACACGGGCCCUGUCCAGCCCCCAGCGCCCUCGUCCCGGUCUCCACGGACUGCCCCGGUCAGCGAGACCGCGGGAGACCCAGCUGGGCCGGAUGGGCGGGCGAAAGGGCCAGGUGCGGUCUGGGGCGAGCGGACGCUCCAAGGAACUGGACUGUUUGUCUCACACAGCGUUGCCGCAGCGGUGGGAAGGAAAGGCAGGUGUAAAUGAUGUAUUGGUUUACAGGGUAUAUUUUUGAUACCUUCAAUGAAUUAAUUCAGAUGUUUUACGCAAGGAAGGACUUUACCCAGUAUUAUUGCUGCUGUGCUUUCGAUCUCUGCUUCCCGUUCAAGAGGCGUGUGCAGGCCGCCAGCCAGUGACCCCAUCGUCCGCAGGACUGAGGGGGGCGGGGGGUGAGCGCCCCUGCAUCCUCUCCCCCUUCCUUGGGCAGAAUGAAUUUGAUGGGUAUUCUGUGGCCGCCAUCUGCGUACGGCGGUGGCAUUCUGUCAUUUACACACGUUGUUCUCAUUAAAAAGCAAAUUAUACUCAA